Molecule: messenger RNA, 1264 nt
Organism: Trichomonas vaginalis G3
Lineage: Eukaryota; Parabasalia; Trichomonadida; Trichomonadidae
Product: GTPase activator protein
Exons: 1
Molecular function (GO): calcium ion binding
Source: RefSeq, a predicted model, not a curated record
AUGGACCUCAACGGCAAGGCCGAUCCAUUCUGCGCUCUUAACGUCAACGGCAAGGGCGAACCACAGAAGACACAGGUUGUCAUGAAGGACAAGAACCCAGUCUGGAACCAAGACUUCAACAUCCCAGUUGAGAACCCAGAGAAGGACAAGCUGUACAUCACCGUCUACGACUUCGAUGAAGGCAACGACAACGAUGUCAUUGGCUUCAACCGCCUUCCAAUCAACGACAUCAAAGUUGGCGAUGCUCCAGUUGAGCGCACCGUCGAGCUGAAGAAGCGCCACGGCAUCCGUCCAGACCGCGGUGUUGUCCAUCUCAAGCUUUCAGCAUUCAACCCAGGUGAAGAACCAGGUGCAGCUCCAGCUGCCGAACAUCCAGUCAAGAGCGAAGUCCCACCAAAGGCCGAGUUCCUUGACUGCACAGUUGUCAGUGCUUCUAACUUAGUCAAGAUGGAUAAGCACGGCUUGAGCGAUCCAUACGUUGUUCUCAAGGUUAACAAGGAUGGUGAACCACAGAAGACAGAAGUUGUCAAGCAGAACUUGAACCCAGAAUGGAACCAAGAGUUCCACUUCACACCCGUUGACAAGACUAAGGACGUUCUUGUUGUCGAAUGCUACGACUGGGAUGACCACAACUCACACGAUCUCAUUGGCAAUGCCAUCCUUGAGCUUGCACAAUACGCAUACGACAUCCCAAUCGAAGCCGAUGUCGAGCUUAAGAAGGAAGGUGGCCACCGCAAGGACCGUGGCACCGUCCAUCUCCGCUUCACGAUCCGCAAGGACAAGACAGGCGAGCCCGAUGAUGAGCACACAACAUCUGAAGAAGAGAACAACAAGGCAGUUGCUAAGGCAGACCCAAUUGUUCUCCAUUGCACAGUUGUCGAUGGUGUCGAGCUUCCGGCUAUGGACAUCACCGGCUUCAGCGAUCCAUUUGUCCGCCUCACAGUCAACGGCCAAGGCAAGCCAUACACAACCGGCAUUGUUAUGCGCGAGCUUAACCCAAUCUGGAACCAAGAAUUCAACAUCCCAAUCGACAACCAGAACAAGGACAAGCUUUACAUCACAUGCUACGACUGGGACGAAGACAGCGCAAACGAUCUUAUUGGCUACUACCGCCUUCCGCUCGACGACAUCAAAGUUGGCGAGCCCGUUGAGCGCGAGUGCAUCCUUAAGAAGAAGCAUGCUCUCCGUGCUAACCGCGGCAAGAUCCAUCUCAAGAUCUGCGCAUUCAAGCCAGGCGAGGAGCCACAAGUCAGCAAAGUCCCCG